This is a messenger RNA of Anopheles funestus (African malaria mosquito), 2250 nucleotides long. Its product is annotated as mucin-21-like. Lineage: Eukaryota; Metazoa; Arthropoda; Insecta; Diptera; Culicidae. Bases 900 to 1850 code for a protein of 316 amino acids. The record is from RefSeq and is a predicted model, not a curated record. The transcript is spliced from 3 exons.
AAGCAAAUAUGUGGUGGGUUGAAGGACACACGGUUUGUGUUGUAUCGAUCGAUGGCAAUCCCGGGGAGGUUUUUUGUGUGCGAUAAGAACGAUUGUAUGGAGAUAAGCAGAAAACAAAACGCUCCAACAUGGGAUGUACUGUACGGAGGAGGCUUCCAGACGAGGAUGCAGGAUGUACAUGUCAACUGAAGUACUGCUGAGAAGAGCUUCCCAAAAGCACCCCAGACCAUGUUUAAAAGGCUCUAAUUGUAUAAGUACCUUUCAUGGGUGGGGGGAGGUGGGUUUAAAUUCUUUCACCCGAGCCUGUUGUCGUAGGUUUUGUAACGAAACUAAUCAAACACUAGCAAUCUUGGUAUGCGAUCGGGGCGAGAUAAUGUGCAUGUUACACUGCUCUUCCUGGUCAGAGCACCGUAUAGGGCAAGGAACCCACACAUCCAUUGCCAACUAUUCGUGAUGUGGAAGAUAGAAGCAGAAAAAAAUUCUCCUCCCGCAAAUCCCAAGCCCAAGAAACAACCAAAAUCCAAACUUUUGAGAAAAAAAAGAGGGAGAUCAUCGCCAUCGGCAUCGGAACGCAUCGCAUCGCCGGCGGGGGGCGGCCUUAGGUUUCUCGCGUGGUGCAUGGUACCGGCGCGCACUCGUACGUUCGUUUGCCCCGCACAAAGUAGGCGCUGACAGGAGCGAAGGUAUAAAACCGGACCGCAAUGCCAGCUCCUGCUCAUUGCUUAUUCGGAAGCUGAAUCGAACGGUAGUGUAGAGCUUGAAAAGUACUUGGAACGCUGUUUUUCUUUUUACAACGUUCGUUACAGCUGUAAACCGGUGCCGAAUUCGUAUACGAUCUAAACUACACGCAGAGAGUAGACAAGUUUUUCCACUAGCCCACUAAACGUUCUGUGUUCGAAAUGAAGCUAUUACCAGUACUGCUGUUGACGCUCGGCGUUACCUUCUGUUGGGCUAAACCUGCCCCACAAGAGGUAUCAGAGAUGGCAGUGGAUAUGAAUACCGCCGAAAAGCUGGAAACCGUGUCGACCCAAAACGAGGCAGAAACUACUACGGUUAGUGCUUCAACCACUACUACCACUGUGCAGUCGAUGUCAUCGCAACCGGUAACGUCCGUGGAGACGACGUCUGCAACAGCUGCCGCAUCUGUGGAUGAAGCCGUCACGAGUGAACCGAUGCAAACUACUGCAGUGGUAGAUGCUAGUCCCGAAUCUUCCACCACUAGUGAGACGGUGGCAGAAUCUUCCACCGCUAGUCAGGUGGUAGCGGAAUCUUCUGCUGCUAGCCAAGAUGUGAUGGAGUCUUCUACUAGCACCCAACCAGCCUCAACAUCAACGACCGUUGCUACCGAUUCGGUCAGUGUACAGACAGCGGCGAGUGAGGAACCUGCCAGCAGCAGUGGAGCCGCCGCUGCUGCUCAGGAAUCUUCAACCGGCACGGCAAUGGAAACGUCCGAUACCAACACGGAACAGACAGCUGUCAGUGGAGCCGCUGCUGAAGGUGAGCAGGUGACAACGGUAUCGAACACCGACACUACCCAGGCACCGAGCGUCGAAACAAGUGAUGCCACCAGCGUGGUACAGACGUCGGCAGGCGACGCUACCGUCUCCGCUGCAAGUACUACUGCUGCCGAAGUGAGCGAUACCACCACUACAUCUGCAUCCACCUCAACAACAUCAACCGCGGCUAGUGUUACCACUGCCGAACCGGUGUCAACCACGUCCGCAGCACCAGUAUCAGCCGAGGUUACUACUACCACCACCACCACCACUACUACCACUACUACCACCGCUGCCUCAACCGAGGUUGAUGCGUCCAAUGACUCUUCGUCCGGUUCUACGGAGAGUGCAUAAAUCUUAAUAAUGUUUUCAACUAGACAAGAUGUCAGCAAAUUAAACAUUCCAAAUCUCCCACAAAAAAAGAAGAAACAAAAAUUACACUAAAUUUAGCAUUGUUUUCCACCACUCCAAAAAACGACCGGAAACAAGUGUGCACGAAAGAAGAGAUAUAGAAGUUUUAUAUAUAGCCCACGAUUGUGCGCUAAUGAUGAGCAAAUUCGUGCGUAAAAGUAGCAAAAAGCACGUGCUGGUCCAACUGUAGAUUGUAACAUACGCCUAGCAUUUACUACAAUUACCGUACCUACUAGUGUAAACCGCAAGCGCACGUAAACGAGCUGGUAGGCGCAUGGGAAAGAAGGAUGGAUACGAAAAUAAUUCCCCCCUAAUAAAAUCUGUUAAACACGUUGGCGAACCA